AGUUGAUUAUGGUCCAUCCACGAUUCCGCUAAACAUAACCUUCGAAUUGUUAUUGAGAAAAUUUCUCUCGUUUUGAGAUUGUGAGAUUUUAAAAAUAAAUCUUACGCUGGAGGCUUCAAUUCAACAGAUUGAAAAAAUGGAUAAUUUAUUAAAUUUCUGGGGUGGCAGCGAAGCAAAAGAAAGGAAAGACGGUCCUAUCUAUUACCAUUACACAAAUCGAAACGCGGCCGACUGUAUAUCUCGUGAUGGAAAAAUUAAGAAUUUCGGCAAUGGAAUUCUAUUAACUACUAUGGAUCCAGAAUUAUACUACCGUAACGAAAUUCUAUUCAACAAUUACGGCGACAAUAUUCCAUCUCGUAUUGAAAAUCGAGCCGACUAUUGUGUGCGCGUACUGCGCAGUUAUCUCAUCGAAAAGAAACUGAUUAAGGUGCCGAUGCCUUCGGAACGGUUGAUCUAUUUAUAUAACGAGGAUAUACGCGUAAGAGAGCUAGAUGUGUUCGAUAAACCGGCGUGUAAAAGAGAUUCUAAAAAGACUCAAUCUCAUGUUCCACAAUCCAGCUCGAGCUCAUUAUCGUCUCUGUUAUGCGUUGCCAAAGAAGAUGAACCUGAUGUGUCGCUGAAGAGGUCUGUGCUACAUGUUCAACAAUCAGCCUCGAGCGAUGUUCAACAAUCAGCCUCGAGCUUGCGUUCGCCAUGCGUGGCCAAAUAUGAAUCUAAUAUGGCAUUUAAGAAACCAAAGUGCAGCAAAAUGAACGAGAUCAAAAUGCAACUCCGACGUGACAUCAAAUUUAAUCAACCGGGUUAUCAAGAUGAACAUGUAACAGUUUGUGCUUUCGAAUGGAUGAAAGAUGGACUAAAGCGUAUACGAAAGUUCCUCGGUGAUGAAGAUCUGGAAGUGAAUGUUGCUGAUUCGGCUAAGUAUUGCAUUAUGGAAGGAAGUCUGUCACUGAAAGACUUACAGAUUAUCGCCAGAAAUGAGUCGUCGAAUACGACUGGCAGAAUAGAUUUUGGAAGUUACAAGGGAAUCAGCAGAGAAUUGAUUUAUUCGUUAAAAGACUUGAAUCGGCAAACUGUGAUUAUCGGCAAAGAUCGAACAACUGGCUAUGGUGGGUAUCCUAGCACCAACAAAAGAACACCACAAAGUGAACCGGUGUACGUUUGUGAUCUCAGUGGUCUUCAGUUCCAACAAUCAUACAACUCCGGACGACUUGUUCUUGUGGGUGAAGAUCUACCGAAAGGAUUGCUCGACGACUUUAUAUAUGAACAUGUUGUCAAUGAGAACAAACCAACCAUGGACGAUGUACGAAGCAAUCAAACUGGUCGUUUUAUAGAGGAAUCGGGAGUAUUCUUCGACACUAAGGCCUACGUCAAAUUUGUUGCUAAUGACGUGGUUCUAGCCGGAUUUGCCUUAAAUCGUUGCGCAACCGAAUCAAUAAAUUUCAAGUUUCUGAAGUAUGGAACUGGAUACUUUGCAGGACCGUUCCGAUACCUACUUGAUCGAUUCAUAGGACUUGGAGUAGCAGUAGGCCUGGAAUAUCUACUAAGAGUUCUACCGGAAAACCAUCGGAUAAAGGCUGUAGAGUUGCCGUUCUACGAUACAUUGCCCGCCAUUGGGAGCGUUUGUCGCAAGUAUAAUGUGGAGCUAAGGUACAGCAUGGACGAUGCUCUGAAAUGUACCCGGCGUGGACUGACGACUGCGACCACAAACAGUGCAGAUCCUCAUGCUAUGACAGGCAACCGAAUGGGUUUCGGCAGUGUUGACGGUGCGAUUGCAGAGAAUCUGCAGGGGAAAGCUAUCAAAUUUUCGCCAGUAAUCAAUGAAUCGAUGACGGAAUGUUUUGUCACAACUCACGAGCCAAAUCAUUUGAAUUAAAGAAAAUAUAUCGCUUCCAUCACUAACCAUAAUU
Bradysia coprophila is the source of this 1907-nucleotide messenger RNA. RefSeq lists its product as uncharacterized. The record is from RefSeq and is a predicted model, not a curated record. NCBI's taxonomy places the organism in Eukaryota, Metazoa, Arthropoda, Insecta, Diptera, Sciaridae.